Molecule: messenger RNA, 1719 nt
Organism: Eremothecium gossypii ATCC 10895
Lineage: Eukaryota; Fungi; Ascomycota; Saccharomycetes; Saccharomycetales; Saccharomycetaceae
Gene: SUC2
Product: beta-fructofuranosidase SUC2
Exons: 1
Coding region: 1-1719 (572 amino acids)
Biological process (GO): sucrose catabolic process
Cellular component (GO): fungal-type vacuole
Molecular function (GO): sucrose alpha-glucosidase activity
Source: RefSeq, marked provisional
AUGUAUUUUUCUAAGCUACUAAGCGCAGUCGCACUCUGCAGCAGUGCUUCUGCACUGUAUGUGCCUGGAGAUGCUGAUGUUAACGUGCAAAAUAAGGACCAAACGCCAACGGCUUUGCCGGAGGAACCAUUGAACGGUACCGCAUAUCGGCCCAUUAUGCAUGCAACUCCUAGCCAGGGUUGGAUGAACGACCCCAAUGGUCUUUGGUAUGACACUAAGGAGGAAGUGUACCACGUUUACUACCAGUACAACCCUGCUGACACUGUCUGGGGUGUGCCACUCUACUGGGGCCACUUGACAUCCAAGGACUUACAAUCUUGGGAGGACCACGGUGUUGCGAUUCGCCCCCCACGCAACGACUCUGGCGCUUUCUCUGGCUCUGCUGUUGUCGAUACCAAUAACACCUCCGGUUUUUUCAACGACUCCAUUGACCCUGCUCAGAGAGUUGUCGCUAUUUGGACCUACAACACGCCUGAAUCCGAGACCCAAUGGAUUUCUUACUCUCUAGAUGGUGGCUACACGUUCAUUGAUUACGCGAAUAACCCUGUCCUUGACUUGAACUCUACUCAGUUCAGAGAUCCAAAGGUGAUCUGGCACGAGGAAAGCCAAAAGUGGAUCAUGACCGUUGUCCUAUCUCACAAGUACGCUAUCCAAAUCUACUCCUCUGACAACCUGAGGGAAUGGACCUUGGAAUCGGAGUUCAAGAACCACGGUCUGCUUGGCUUCCAGUACGAGUGUCCUGGCCUUGCCAAGAUUCCAGUUUCCAAGCCGGCCAAUUGCGAAAUGCAGUUGAAAGACGUCUCCUACCCAGUCAAGAACAACACGGACUACGUGUGGGUGAUGUUCUUGGCCAUCAACCCAGGUGGACCACAGGGUGGCAACUUCAACCAGUACUUCAUUGGCGACUUCGACGGCAAGAAAUUUACUCCGUUCAGUGAGCAGACUCGCUUCCUGGACCACGGAAAGGACUUCUACGCGUUCCAGGGAUUCUACAACAGUCAAUUCAAGGACAGCUUCCUCGGAAUUGCCUGGGCUUCAAACUGGCAGUAUUCAGCAUACGUGCCAACCAACCCAUGGAGAUCCUCGAUGUCUUUGGCAAGAAAGCUAACUGUCAGGCCCUACAACCCCACUCCGGAAAGUGUCCAGCUUGUUCUGAACUCGGAGCCUGUUUUCGUUCCUGAGGAUAUGGAGUUUAACUCCAACUUCUCGAGCUGGAAAGAUCUGAAAUUGACUUCCGGAAAGGAGGAGGUUUUCGAGUUUGGAUCUACGCCUCUCGGUGCCUUCGAGUUCAACCUGACCUUCACGGCAAACGACACCGGCUUGUCUAAGCACUCCCUAGGCGACUUCAGCAUCUACCUAGAGGGGGCAAAAGACCCCGACGAAUACUUGAGGCUUGGCUACAGCACACAGGCCGCCGACUUCUUCUUCGACCGCGGCAACUCCAAGGUCUCCUUCGUGCGCGAGAACCCGUUCUUCACGAACAAGAUGGCCAUCAACAUGGAGCCUUGGGAGAUCCUGGCUCCAGGCGUCAAGGUCUUCAAGGUCCGCGCCAUUUUCGACGUGGACAUCCUCGAGCUGUUCUUCAACGAGGGUACCGCGGCAAGCACCAACACGUACUUCCUGACGGAGGAGAACCACCCCGCUUCCCUGAAGUUCAAGACUUCCGUCGACAACGUGUUCACCGUCAACGAGCUAAGUCUGCGCCAGCUGACUUUUUAA